GCGCCGAGCUGAUAAAGGCGCCAUUUUGGAGGGGCCGCGGGAGACGUGGUGUCGCUGCGGGCUCGCUCUGCCGUGCGCUAGGCUUGGUGGGAAGGCCUGUUCUCGAGUCCGCGCUUUUCGUCGCCGCCAUGUCGGGAGGUGGUGUGAUUCGUGGCCCGGCAGGGAACAACGAUUGCCGCAUCUACGUGGGUAACUUACCUCCAGACAUCCGAACCAAGGACAUUGAGGACGUGUUCUACAAAUACGGUGCUAUCCGUGACAUCGAUCUCAAGAAUCGCCGCGGAGGACCGCCCUUCGCCUUCGUUGAGUUCGAGGACCCUCGAGACGCGGAAGACGCGGUAUAUGGUCGCGACGGCUAUGAUUACGAUGGAUACCGUCUGCGGGUGGAGUUUCCUCGAAGCGGCCGUGGCACCGGCCGAGGCGGCGGCGGGGGUGGAGGUGGCGGGGCUCCCCGAGGCCGCUAUGGCCCCCCAUCCAGGCGUUCUGAAAACAGAGUGGUUGUCUCUGGACUGCCUCCAAGUGGAAGCUGGCAGGAUCUGAAGGAUCACAUGCGUGAAGCAGGUGAUGUAUGUUAUGCUGAUGUUUACCGAGAUGGCACUGGUGUCGUGGAGUUUGUACGGAAAGAAGAUAUGACCUAUGCAGUUCGAAAACUGGAUAACACUAAGUUUAGAUCCCAUGAGGGAGAAACUGCCUACAUCCGGGUUAAAGUUGAUGGGCCCAGAAGUCCAAGUUAUGGAAGAUCACGAUCUCGAAGCCGUAGUCGUAGCAGAAGCCGUAGCAGAAGCAACAGCAGGAGUCGCAGUUAUUCCCCAAGGAGAAGCAGAGGAUCACCACGCUAUUCUCCCCGUCAUAGCAGAUCUCGCUCUCGUACAUAAGAUGAUUGGUGACACUUUUUGUAGAACCCAUGUUGUAUACAGUUUUCCUUUACUCAGUACAAUCUUUUCAUUUUUUAAUUCAAACUGUUUUGUUCAGAAUGGGCUAAAGUGUUGAAUUGCAUUCUUGUGUAAUAUCCCCUUGCUCCUAACAUCUACAUUCCCCUCAUGUCUGAUAAAAUGUAUUUUAAGUGAUGUCAUAGACAGGAUUGUUUAAAUUUAGUUAACUCUCCAUGCUCUUCAGACUGUGAUAUUGUGUAAAUGUCUAUUCUGCUCUGGUUUGUGUGAACUGGGGAUGUUGGGGGGUGUUUGUGGUUAUCUUACCUGGGGAAGUUCUUAUGUUUAUCUUGCUUUUCAUGUGUCUUUCUGUAGACAUAUCUGAAGAGAUGGAUUAAGAAUGCUUUGGAUUAAGGAUUGUGGAGCACAUUUCAAUCAUUUUAGGAUUGUCAAAAGGAGGAUUGAGGAGGAUCAGAUCAAUAAUGGAGGCAAUGGUAUGACUCCAAGUGCUAUUGUCACAGAUGAAAUUGGCAGUAUUGACCUUAUACUAAAAGGCAAGGGUUUAAAGUGAUUAUAUACAUCUACCUUAAAACACUUGCAAACAUCUUAUGCAGUUAUCUUUAGCUACAAUUGCUUUGCUCUUUAAACCUUGGCAAUUGUGGCAAAUGUUACAUUGCCCAUUUUGUAACAAUUUAUUUUGCUCCCUUCCCCCCUUUUUUGUUUUAAUAGGGACUAAUGUGGGAAGAACUGGCUAAUUUGUCACAGUGCUUAGUUACAACUGUUAAUGUGUGACCUGCUGUUGGUGUACAUGUGGGUACAGGGUGUCUUUAAUUCCAACCAGAUAGAGUAUAAUAUCAAUACUGCUAAAUCUGCAUGUCCUCUGUGUGACUGAUAUAGCGUUGCUAUUUCAUUUUUUUAAGACAAAAUGAAAGCAAAAUAGAGAGUUCCAAUGUAUUGGUGUAGAUAAUCUAGUUGGGAAUACUUUUUAAGUCUCACUUUCCCCUUUUAACUAAUAUUCAUAAUUGACUCGUUUAAAACACUUUAAUUUACAAAUUAAAUUGCAGAUGGGAGCAUUAGGUUUAGUUUAGACUUAGGGUGGGUAGCAAUACCAGUAAACUUCAACUACAUAACUUUUUGCAACCACAAAACCUGUAAUACGCUGUACAGUAACAAGUGUUGGCAUUAUCAGUUGAACUGUAAAUAUAAAAUGCUUCUUCCAAUUAGUCUCUAUGAUGAUUAAGUUUCUAAAAUUUAUCUGAACACCAUUCAGAAACUUGUUUUGGGGAAUUUGAUAGUUAUUGAUGUACAUCUGUUAAACUGAUGACAGACAUAACUCAUCAUUCCCCAGAAACCUUUUUUGAUUACAGUAUCUAACAUUUUGCCUCCUCUUUUUUGGUUUUGCUGGUUAUAAAGGUUUGGAUUGGAGAGGGCUCACUGGAUCCCAAUCCUUGGAGCUGGAUCAUUGGAUUCAAAUCAUAAUGUGGAUAGGAUAGGGAGGAUGAAUUACAAGGAUUCAUGGAGCGGGAUCAGAUUACCAGGAACAUAGGAGUGGAUUCCUGCCCCAACCAAACCGCAUUCGUGUGGAUUUUUUUUUUUUUUUAUUCAACUUAAUUGGCUAUUCCAAAGAUUUUUUUUUUCCUAUUUUUGACGAUUGGAGCCCUUAAGAUGCACGAUGGAAUUGUGUUUUGCAUUUUUUGGUAAAAGGAGCAAAGCGAGGACCUGGAGAUAAUACGCUGGAGCAAUCUCCUUGGAAGGAUUCAGCACGAGUAGAUGGUAAACAUUUAAAGGGGAAAGGGGGGGUUUGUUUAAAAUAGUAAAUCAGUAAGUCACUUCUAAAUUUAAAGAACAAAAUUGGAGUUGAAGAAUAAGUAGGUUUCCAAUUGGCUAUUGCCGUUUUUCUUUGAAAAAAAAAUAAACAUUUUUUAAAAAACUA
This is a messenger RNA of Lynx canadensis (Canada lynx), 2802 nucleotides long. RefSeq names its product serine and arginine rich splicing factor 1 (gene SRSF1). Gene Ontology annotation, molecular function: mRNA binding. Gene Ontology annotation, cellular component: ribonucleoprotein complex; nucleus; cytoplasm. The transcript is spliced from 4 exons. Bases 129 to 875 code for a protein of 248 amino acids. Lineage: Eukaryota; Metazoa; Chordata; Mammalia; Carnivora; Felidae. The record is from RefSeq and is a predicted model, not a curated record.